Rhizophagus irregularis DAOM 181602=DAOM 197198 is the source of this 1074-nucleotide messenger RNA. NCBI's taxonomy places the organism in Eukaryota, Fungi, Glomeromycota, Glomeromycetes, Glomerales, Glomeraceae. The record is from RefSeq and is a predicted model, not a curated record.
AUGAAUUUAAAUCAAGAAAUUUUAUCUUACCAUGGAUUUUUGAAAAUUAACCGAAAUACUAUUAUUGCUUCAUCAUUAACUCAAUUAACUGAUUUUCCAUUAACAUCAUCCAAAUGGCAAAUCCUUGAUAUUACUUGGAAUAAUCACUUUUUGGAGAAGGCAAGAGAAUUAUUGGACUCAAAUACUUUUGUUGAAUUAAGAAAAAAGGAAAGUGAAAAAGAAAAUACUUUUACUACUGUUACAUCUCUUUCAAAAAAAACAAUUAAAUUUUCUGAAAAAAAACUAUCAAAAGAAAAUACUUUUACUACUGUUGCAUCACAACCAAAUAUAUCAUUACUUUCAAAAAAAACAGGUAAAAGUUCUGUUAAAAAUCUUUCUGAAACUUUACAACUAGAUUUAUCUAAAAAGAAUAUAACAUUUAUUAAUGACUUCUGUUAUGAUGAUGUUAAAAAUAAGGUUAUAGAAUAUCCAAUGGAUUUAUUUACUAUAAAUUCAAAAUUAGAAAAUAAUCAAUAUACAAGUUUAAAAGAAUUUGAAAAAGAUAUUCGUUUAAUAUUUUGUAAUUGUUAUACAUAUAAUGAUAUUAAAAGUAAAGAAUAUUGUUCAGGUAAAAUAUUAGAAUCUGUUUUUAAUGAAAAAUGGAAUGAAAAAAUUAUUCUUUAUGAUAGACAAACAAGAGAACUGAAAAGAGUAAGAGAUACUGAUACUGAUGAUACUGAUAAUACUGAUAAUACUGAUAGAUCCUGGAAGAAACAAUGUCAAAUUUUAGAACAAAAUAAAAAUAAUUUAAUAUAUAGACAGGUCAUUAAUGAUGCACUCCUUGUUGCUUCAGCAUAUGAAAGUCUUGUUAUAGGUAAUAUUAUACCUUUUAUUGAAAUUUUAAAGACAUUUCUAUUAACUAGAUCAAGAAUGUCUUUAUCUUUAGCAAAUGAAUCUAUGCUUCAGGCAAUUAUUGAAAGUCUUCUACCAUUAAAAUAUCGUAUUCCAGAGCUUUCAUUAGUAAUGGAUGAAAAAGUUAAAGGGAUCAGGUCGCUUUGGUUAUUCAGAUAUUUUUGUUUUGAAAGGAAUAGGUGA